Messenger RNA from Fulvia fulva, 1011 nucleotides. RefSeq names its product putative tRNA-splicing endonuclease subunit tsp-4. Gene Ontology annotation, biological process: tRNA-type intron splice site recognition and cleavage; tRNA splicing, via endonucleolytic cleavage and ligation. Gene Ontology annotation, cellular component: tRNA-intron endonuclease complex. Gene Ontology annotation, molecular function: nucleic acid binding; tRNA-intron lyase activity. The transcript has a single exon. Lineage: Eukaryota; Fungi; Ascomycota; Dothideomycetes; Mycosphaerellales; Mycosphaerellaceae. Bases 1 to 1011 code for a protein of 336 amino acids. The record is from RefSeq and is a predicted model, not a curated record.
AUGGCGUCGACAACAUCCGAUCAGGCGGUCACCGAGCCGGUCGCCAUCUUCAAGCUCGCCAACCGCUACAUGAUCUACGAUGUCAACGUUGCGACCUAUCUUCGACGCGAACACAACAUCAUCGGUGUGCUUGGGGGAACACUGCCUCAGGCUUCACAGCAGAACGUCUUUCUUGGAAUGCCGCUACAGCUCAUGCCCGAAGAAGCACGCCUCCUGGUUCAAAAGGGGGUCGCACACGUCGUCGAUGAUGUGGCUGCGCACAAACGCAACUUUUUUGGUCAAGGCAUGAGCGCGGAAGAGAGGAAGGCCUAUCAGUCCGCUCUCAGGAAGCAAGGCCAAGGCGCAGCGAUGGAGCAAGUGAAGAAGAGCGAGGACAGGAAGAAGGCCGCGCUGCAGAAAAAGGGAGCGACAGAGAACUGGAACGACAUACCAGAUGACAUGUUUACACCAAGGGUGAGGAAGCCGAAGAAGGAAGACAAGAAGAAGGAGGACGAGCCUGUUAUCGGUGGAGGAGGUGGAGUCGUUGCAGACGAGGACGACAGCCUGUUUGACACGAGAAUCAACCCUGCUUCUGCAAACGGCGCAAGAUCUCGAGCGUCGUCAAAUGGAAGUACGGCAGGUCCAGAACCAUACGGCGUCACGCCCACGAUCUCCUACCCGCCAAUGCAAGUAGACCGGCCACAGCCCAGCGAAACAGUCGAAUUACCAGAAGCACAAGACUCAUACCCGCUCUACAAGCACCUGCACGAAAAUGGCUACUUCAUGGCACCCGGACUGCGCUUUGGCUGCCAGUACAUGGUCUACCCCGGCGAUCCGCUGCGAUUCCACUCGCACUUCUUGUGCAACGGUCUGGGCUGGGACGAGGAGUUCGAUCUGCAAGGCCUCGUUGGCGGAGGCAGACUCGGCACUGGUGUCAAGAAAGGAUUCCUGCUUGGUGGCGAUGAGGCGGAUACAGCAGAGGGCAAAGAUGGGAACGUCAGAGCGUUUUGCGUGGAGUGGGCGGGUAUGUAG